GAGGAUUCCGGAAGGACGGGGUGCUGGUGGUGGCCGGGGUCCCUAUUAGCUGUCCCCGGGCGCUGGGCGCCAUGAGAGGCCUGGGGCCCGGCCUGUCAGCGCAUAAGCUCCUGCGGCUGCGACUCCGGUCCCGGCUUCCAACCCGGCCCCGGCCGCGACGACUUGGGGCCCCCGGAGCGACCCUGGAGCGGGCAAUGGAUGAACUGCUGGGCCGCACCGUGCCGCAGGCCCCGGCCUACGAGCUCCGGGACAAGACGCCGGCCCCGGCCGAGGGUCAGUGCGCUGAUUUCAUGCGUUUCUACGGUAGCCUGGAGGGCGCGAGCCAGCGGGCCGAACUGCUGAGCCGCCUGGCGCGGGGUUUCGGCGUGGACCACGGGCAGGUGGCUGAGCAUAGCGCGGGCGUGCUGCGCCUAGGGGCGGCGGUGGGGGCCGCGGCACCGGGAACCUCGCCGGGGAUGGGACCGGGGAUCUCCUCGUUGCCCGCGCCUACCCCGCGGGAGCCCGGCGCCCUUCUCCACGCGGAGGACCGGCUCCGCUACGCGCUCGUGCCGCGCUACCGAGGCCUCUUCCAGCACAUCAGCAAGCUGGAGGGCGGAGUGCGCUUUCUGGUCCAGCUGCGCGCAGACCUGCUAGAGGCGCAGGCCCUGAAGAUAGCCGAGGGGCCGCACGUCCGGGAAAUGAAUGGAGUGCUAAAGAACAUGCUCUCAGAUUGGUUUUCUACAGGAUUUUUAAACCUGGAGCGUGUUACCUGGCACUCACCUUGUGAAGUACUACAAAAAAUCAGUGAGUGUGAGGCUGUGCAUCCCGUCAAAAAUUGGAUGGACAUGAAGCGACGUGUUAGUUCAUACAGAAGAUGCUUUUUUUUUUCUCACUGUUCAACACCCGGGGAACCACUGAUUAUUUUGCAUGUGGCAUUAACCAAUGAGAUUUCCAACAAUAUCCAGGCAAUAGUGAAAGAGUUUUCUUCUCCAGAAAUAGAAGACAAAAACAAAAUUGUCACUGCAAUUUUCUAUUCCAUCAGUUUGACCCAGCAAGGCCUACAAGGUGUUGAGCUGGGAAGUUUCCUUAUAAAACGAGUUGUUAAGGAACUGCAGAGGGAAUUUCCUCACCUUGAAACUUUUUCAAGUCUGUCACCUAUACCUGGAUUCACCAAAUGGCUUCUUGGAACACUGAAUUCUCAAACUAAGGAACUUGGAAGAAAUGAACUAUUUACAGAUGCUGAAAGUAAUGAAAUUUCAGAUAUCAUAGGUGGCCCCAUUAGCGAAACUUUGAAGAUACUUUUAACUAGCAAUGAAUGGGUGAAAUCUGAAAAACUUGUCAAGGUGUUACAAUCCCCUUUGAUGAGACUCUGUGCUUGGUACUUAUAUGGAGAGAAGCAUCGUGGUUAUGCUCUCAACCCAGUGGCAAACUUUCAUCUGCAGAAUGGGGCAGUGAUGUGGCGCAUCAAUUGGUUGGCAGAUUUGAGCCUCAAAGGCACUACUUCAUCCUGUGGGAUGAUGGUCAAUUAUCGAUAUUUCUUGGAGGAAACUGGUGUGAACAGUGCUGCAUACUUGGGAGCCAAGAAUAUCAAAGCUUCUGAGCAGGUUUUAAAUUUAGUUUCUCAGUUUCAGAAACUUAGCAAGCUUUGAACAGACACUUCUUGAAUUGGAGGUAUUUUUUUUCAAAUCAGGAAGUAAUUGUGGGGUCUUAUGUCUCAAAGGAAUCCUUUAUAAUGAAACAAAUUGAACUGUGUUCUCUUCCAAACAUUGGAUUUAUAAUGACAGAUUUUGUGUCCUAAUUUACAGUAAUUGUAUUUCUUUGCACUUGGAAAUGAAUAAUAUUUGCAGUCUAGCUGUCAGCCUGAUAAAUAUACAAGUAAACUACACACAAGCUUACAGAGGGAAGGAAGAAUUUUGGUGUACCUAUAUAUUUAACAAAAGAAAUUACUAGUCAUCAUUAACAUGUAUGUAAUAGCUUUCACCCCUUUAUUCAUUCUCAGUAUCAUCUCAGUAUCAGUGCCCUUGUCUGAACAUCACCUUCAAAAGGAUGUGAAAAUUUUUAAACAUACAUCUUGAGGUUUGGAUGGAUAAGUACCAUGACAAUGCAAAAAAGGGGUCUGGAUGAAGACACCUUUUUUCUUCCUAUUGUAUAAGUAAAUUCACGUCAUGUAGAAUUGUGUUCGCUAAGCCUAUUGGAAAAAAAAAAUAACCGUACAUGUGAGUCCUUUAUUUUAAUGUCAUUCUUUUCCACUCACUUGAAGUGUUAACACUGGUUAAAGGAUUGAAUGCAAAAACAUUCUCCAUUUUACUAGUUGAAUUUUGAAUGCCACACGUGUGAAAUGGGUGGUUUUUAGCUUGCUGGCAAAAAUGGAAAUAUUUGAGUACAGCAAAUUCAAUCAUUUACCAUGAACAAAAAAUGAACAGAAUUGCUACUGGGGUAUAAGUUGAUCAUUUGAAAGGACAUAUUGGGAAACUUUGAGAAGUUUUGUAAGAGGGUGCAUGAGCUCAUAAUGAGUUCAUUAGUAAGUAGCAAGUUUGCUCUAUAAAGUAUUAAAUAUUAAAAGUAUA
Trichosurus vulpecula (common brushtail) is the source of this 2546-nucleotide messenger RNA. RefSeq names its product malonyl-CoA decarboxylase (gene MLYCD). The transcript is spliced from 5 exons. Gene Ontology annotation, molecular function: malonyl-CoA decarboxylase activity. Gene Ontology annotation, biological process: acetyl-CoA biosynthetic process; positive regulation of fatty acid oxidation; malonyl-CoA catabolic process. NCBI's taxonomy places the organism in Eukaryota, Metazoa, Chordata, Mammalia, Diprotodontia, Phalangeridae. The coding region runs from base 72 to 1628 and encodes 518 amino acids. Gene Ontology annotation, cellular component: mitochondrial matrix; peroxisomal matrix. The record is from RefSeq and is a predicted model, not a curated record.